This is a messenger RNA of Capronia epimyces CBS 606.96, 1359 nucleotides long. RefSeq names its product glutamate 5-kinase. The record is from RefSeq and is a predicted model, not a curated record. Bases 1 to 1359 code for a protein of 452 amino acids. Gene Ontology annotation, molecular function: glutamate 5-kinase activity; RNA binding; ATP binding. Lineage: Eukaryota; Fungi; Ascomycota; Eurotiomycetes; Chaetothyriales; Herpotrichiellaceae. Gene Ontology annotation, cellular component: cytoplasm; cytosol. The transcript is spliced from 2 exons.
AUGCGCGUUGUUGCGGGAGGACCUAGAGAGACGCUUACAGUGGUACUAGGGACAUCCUCUAUCGUCGAUGAGAUCACACAUGAACCCAUCCUGUCGAUUCUGUCGCUGAUUGUUGAGACGGCGAUCAAACUACGGCGAGAUGGACACCGGGUCGUCAUUGUCUCCUCGGGGGCCGUGGGUGUCGGCUUACAGAGAAUGAACAUGCCCAAACGGCCUAAACACCUUGCACAGGUCCAGGCUCUUGCGGCCAUCGGCCAAUCCAGGCUGAUGUCGAUCUGGGACUCGUUGUUUGCACACAUGAACCAACCCGUGGCUCAGAUCCUCAUCACGAGGAACGACAUUGCCGAUCGGUCGCAGUAUCUCAAUGCGCAGAAUACGCUGGCCGAGGUCCUUUCACUCGGCGUGAUCCCCGUUGUGAACGAGAACGACACGCUCGCCGUGUCUGAGAUCAAGUUCGGCGACAACGACACCCUAUCGGCGAUCGCCUCGGCAAUGGUCCAUGCAGACUAUUUGUUUCUCAUGACUGACGUCGACUGCCUGUAUGAUAAGAAUCCACGCAAAUUUUCUGACGCGCAACCCAUCCUCGUGGUGGACGACAUCGACUCCCUGCAGGUCGACGUGUCUUCAGCUGGUUCGGCCUUGGGGACGGGAGGGAUGGCCACCAAGAUUGUGGCCGCCCGCCUCGCAACGGCCGCAGGUACAUCGACCAUCAUCACUAAAUCUUCCAAGCCCGGCAACAUCGCUGCCGUCAUCCGCCAUCUACAUCCGCCCGUCGACGCGGACACUGGCGCUGCUGAUGCCACUGGCUCCGACUCGGUUCCUCCUCCGCUGCACACACGCUUCACCGCGUCCAGCACGCCGAUCCGCAACCGCGCGUUCUGGAUCUUACACGGCCUCGCGCCCCACGGGAUCAUCUAUGUCGACCGCGGCGCAAGCCAGGCACUGGUGAAUAAGGCCGGUCUGCUCCCCGUCGGCGUGGUCAGGGUGGAAGGUACGUUCGCGCAGCAGGAAGCCGUGCGCCUUGUGGUCGUCGACAAGCAGCCGCUUGGCAGCUUAUCGCCCUCAGGCGACUCGAACAAUGCGUCCGCAGUGUUGCAGCUUGUCCAGCCCGUCGAGGAGAUUGGCCGUGCCGUGGUCAACUACUCGUCCGCCGAGAUCUCCCGCAUCAGGGGUCUGCGCAGCUCCGAGAUCAGAAGCGUCCUUGGCUACGCCGACAGUGAGUACGUCGCUUUCCGCGAGAACAUCAGCCUCCAUGCCACCCCUGACAAGAGUCGACCCGGCACCCCCAGUGGCUUUCACACCCCAAACAAGGAGAGAACCCCGGACAGCAGCGUUGCGGACUUGCGCAUCGGGCAGUGA